CGUGAGCGCGCCCAACUCACAACUCGGCGAAGUUUGACGCGCGGACUUCCACGGCGCAGACGUGUCUCGCACGCGGCGGUAAAAGUAUGCGCGAUAUUUUUCGGGACUGAGCGAAAAAAAAAAAAAAAAAAGAAAGAAAAAUCUCGUGCGAUAAGAAGAUCCGCGCGCGGAAUCUGGCGUCUGACCUCGAGCGGAGCUUUGUUGUCCUUUAUUACCGCCUCUCAACUUUCAGAGGGAGAUAAAAGAGGAACUGGGAGCGUUCGGACACUUUGGCGCAGCGUGCGCACCGGGCGUCGCGCACAGAACUCAACAAGUGGAGGAAUCCGUGAAGGCACGAAGUUGCCCAGUCUCCGUUAAAACCCCGCAAAACUCUCGGUCGUGCGGGUUUUUAAUAACAGCGCAUCUAUGCGUGGCGCUGAAGGGUGAGGAGACAUUUACCAACUUUUGCGGCAUCACGAUGAGAGGAGCGGCGGUUUCCCACGUGUGGAUGCUUUUAAUGCUGGAGGCUGUAGCGGGGGUCGGGGGAGACCAGGAGCCCACCGCCAAAGUGAUGAGGGGCACCAGACGGAGAGACGACAGCAAUCGCCUCACCACAGACUUGUACUGCAAGGAGGAAAACGUCACGGUAACGGCGGCGGGCGGAGUCAUCCACAGCCCGCGCUUCCCCAACGCCUACCCCCGCAACCUGCUGUUGUCAUGGCGACUGCUGUCCCUGCCGGGAAGCCGCAUUCACCUGGAGUUCGACGGACACUUCGGCCUGGAGGAGGCGGAGAAUGGAGCAUGCAGGUAUGACUUUGUGGAGGUGGAGGACCAAUCUGAGAGCAGCACUGUAAUUUGGGGUCGCUGGUGUGGACAGAAAGCUCCGCCCAGCCUCAACUCCAAGAGCAACAAGCUCAGGGUCACCUUCAAGUCCGAUGAUUACUUUGUUGCAAAGCCGGGAUUCAAAGUCUACUACUCACUGUUGUACGACACUCCCCAACCUGCGUCCAACACCAACUGGGAGGCCGUCACUGUGCCCAUGUCGAUGCCGGUCACGAUCACAGAGGCCGCCGUCUCUCUGGACGACUUGGACCGCACCAUAGCCGACUUUGAAACUGUGGAACAGCUUCUGAAAUCCCUGAACCCGAACACCUGGAAACAGGACCUGAACAGCAUCUACACCCAAACACACAUCCAUUACAAAUCCAGAGCCUAUCAUCUGGCGAGCAGGCAUAAUAAAGUUGAUCUGAACCGUCUCCAUGACGACGUCAAGCGCUACAGCUGCACCCCACGCAACCACACGGUGAACCUGCGCGAGGAGCUGCGGGCCACCAACGCCCUCUUCUUCCCCCGCUGUCUGCUGGUGAAGCGCUGCGGCGGCGACUGCGGCUGCGGCACCAGCGACUGGAACAGCGGCUGCAGCUGCCGGGCCUCCAAGACGGCGGCCAAGCUGCACGAGGUGCUGAAGUACACCCCGGAGGUCACCCUGCAUCAGCACCAACGGAGGCUGCAGAUGAGCUGGGCCAUGGACGAGAUUUUCCUCACGCAUCACGAGACGUGCGAGUGCGUGUGCCCCUCGCAGCCCCCGCGCUGAGACGCUCAACCUGGCGCACGCAUCUGGAGCGGUAGCAGGACUCCCCCUUAUUUAUCCGUUUCGCAAACAGACUUCGUGUAAUAACGGCAGCGCAGACACGUGCAGCAAAGAAGAAGAAGGCAAGCACAUGGCUGACGAACCGCAGCUUCCACCUCACAGUGUUCUCACCCUCGGGCAAAACACGUUGGUGCAUAAAUACAAACCUGCAACUGUUAAGUCUUCAUUGUUUAGAACAUAUUUAUUCACUAGUGCACAAUUCCUGGUUACAAAUGAUGAUCCUCCCAAAACAAAGCCUCAAAAGUAUAAGCAGAAAAGCCAAAAUGUUGCCAAACUCACUAAUUAAAUGAAAGAUGAAAGGAGAUUUAAGUGACACUGAAGCGACUCCAAUUGCAAAACUUCUAAAUUCUUGUUUCUGUGUUAUGUUCACGUUAUAAUAAGACGGUUUCUAGAAAUGUCAGGCACUGCUGCCAGCAGCAUGCUGAGAUGAGUGGGGGGGGGGGGGGACGUAGGAAGGGAGGGGGGAGGCUUCGGAGGAAGUGUGAACCAAAAUAAUAUUUUAUCUUGAUGUGAAAUUAGGCAAAGCACGACCCUCUGGCCGCACUCGCUCCAGGCUCACGCUUACUUCGAGGCGCUGCUUUUCAGCCCCAGUUUCUAAGUGAAGGUCCCCUUUGUUUUGCAUACGUUCCCGUCUCCGUGCACACAGUACCUCCGCCUCCCCUUUGUCUCCGCUUCGAUCCGCACGCUUCCCACUCCAUCUCCCUGCUGUCAGCACUCACUCUCAGACACACGUCCAAGUGGUGAUGCGUUCAGGCCCAUGCACUCCGCCCCGUUUACUUUACGCUCCUCAGGCCCUGAACACACAGGACACUCAGGAGGAGACGAGCAGUGGUUUUCCACCACCAAAGGGGAACUCAAGACAUGCAUUUGUAGAUUACUAUACACCAAGAUGAGAGCUGAGAGAGGGACCACUUUCAUGAUAACACACAAAGCUAAUCUUUCAGUGGAGAGCAUGCUUUUUUCUGCUGGUCUUGGAAAUGCGUGUGUUUAUUUCAAUCUGACUAUGCUCUGCAGUGGAAAUUAAAUAAAAGCCCUUAGAUUCUAGUAAAAACACAACUGAUCCUUGAGAGAGUGUGUGUGUGUGUGUGUGUGUGUGUGUGUGUGUGUGUGUGCGUGUGCCUCGUACAGCUCAGGAAAUGGUCCUUUUGCCAUGUUUUUUAAGUGGUCACAUCACUUUCCACAAAGCUCUGCCUUUACUGUGUACAGGAGUUACUGUCUCUGCUAUGUUUAACGGUAAAUGAAUGUAUUGUCAGUGUACAAUGUUUGUGGAGCUGUGUUUGUGUGUGUGUGAGUAAUCUCAACAUUCCAUGCAUCUGAAUACUCUGGCAGUUUUUUACAGUAAUGGAAUAUAUUGGUUUAUUUGCAUCAGCUACAGUAGAAGCCUUCAAACUCAUUUUACGCCUCUCAUUCAAACUCUUGUAUGAAAUCCCCAGGAAGAUCUUUGCCAUUUUCACCUGACAAAAGUAAGAAAAUAAAAACAAUUAUCCUUUUUUGUGUUUUGAAAAAAUGACAAAAUGAUGCUUUACCUUAAUUAUUUAUUGUGCCACGUUGUGUUAAAAUAAUUGGCUGGUUUGAUAAAUAAAGUAUUUCUGUCA
Betta splendens (Siamese fighting fish) is the source of this 3225-nucleotide messenger RNA. RefSeq names its product platelet derived growth factor d (gene pdgfd). Gene Ontology annotation, biological process: positive regulation of phosphatidylinositol 3-kinase/protein kinase B signal transduction; platelet-derived growth factor receptor signaling pathway; positive regulation of MAP kinase activity. Gene Ontology annotation, molecular function: growth factor activity; platelet-derived growth factor receptor binding. Lineage: Eukaryota; Metazoa; Chordata; Actinopteri; Anabantiformes; Osphronemidae. Gene Ontology annotation, cellular component: membrane. The coding region runs from base 458 to 1573 and encodes 371 amino acids. The record is from RefSeq and is a predicted model, not a curated record. The transcript has 7 exons.